Messenger RNA from Penicillium egyptiacum, 573 nucleotides. The record is from the annotation of a GenBank genome assembly. Lineage: Eukaryota; Fungi; Ascomycota; Eurotiomycetes; Eurotiales; Aspergillaceae.
AUGAAGGUCUUUUCUUCCGGAUGCACGUUCGACUACUCGUGGGACGAAGUAUCAACAGCGAACUGGCGCAAGUACUGUCCAUGGAAUGAUAAGUCUACACAUGUCGUAGGUGUAGACACGCUCUCGCGAACCGUCGACCCAAGCACUGGCAUUUUGCGAACCGAGCGUCUUAUCACGUGCAAUCAGUCUGUACCACAAUGGGUUCUCUCGAUUCUCGGUGGAACGAAUACAUCUCACGUCUACGAAAUCUCUUAUGUCGACCCGGUCGCAAAGAAGGUGACCAUGUGCUCCACCAAUCUGACAUGGUCAAACGUCCUCAGCGUCCGCGAGACUGUUAUCUACCGGCAAUCCUCCCUUAGCCCGGCCACCACGACCGAAUUUAGCCAAGAAGCAAAAAUCACCGCUCUCUGUGGUGGAUGGCAAAAGAUCAAGAACAAGGUUGAAGAGGCAAGCGUGGAUCGAUUCCGUGAAAAUGCCAAGAUUGGCCGCGAAGGAUUCGAAACCGUCCUCGAGAUGAGCCGCCGCGUCUUCGGAGAACAACGCGAACUUGAAAAUCAAAGCCUCCAAUCAUGA